AUGGGAAGCCGCAGAUUCGAGCUAACGAUCGUCGGGGCGGAGAACAUCCCCGACAUUCGUCGCUUGGGGCGGAUGAAAGUGUUCGCAGUGGUGUCCGUGAACGGGUACACGGGCACGACCAAAACGGACAGGGACGGGGAGACGAACCCGACGUGGGACUUCCCGUUCGUGUUCAACGUAAGCCAGGCGCAUCUGCAGUGGGGCCCAGAGAUGGACGCGGUGGUGGAUCUCUAUUGCGAGACGACGCUGGGCGGGGACAAGAUCGUCGGUCGUGCGUUGAUACCGGUGAAGACGCUCUUCUACCGUGGGAUCAGGUCUGAGGGGAGCCUUGGCUUCCCGGUUGCUGGACCGCUUUGCGGAGGCUGUAUAUACGCUACUGCUUCGAGGAGAAAGAACCGCCAUCACCGCCGUUGCCGCCGCCGAGGAGGAGGAGGAGGAGAAAGAAUGAGAUUUGGGGGAAAAUAA
This is a messenger RNA of Salvia splendens (bonfire salvia), 465 nucleotides long. RefSeq names its product protein SRC2 homolog. The transcript has a single exon. NCBI's taxonomy places the organism in Eukaryota, Viridiplantae, Streptophyta, Magnoliopsida, Lamiales, Lamiaceae. The record is from RefSeq and is a predicted model, not a curated record. Bases 1 to 465 code for a protein of 154 amino acids.